Molecule: messenger RNA, 1808 nt
Organism: Sardina pilchardus (European sardine)
Lineage: Eukaryota; Metazoa; Chordata; Actinopteri; Clupeiformes; Clupeidae
Gene: slc35a3b
Product: solute carrier family 35 member A3b
Exons: 8
Coding region: 181-1194 (337 amino acids)
Biological process (GO): pyrimidine nucleotide-sugar transmembrane transport
Cellular component (GO): Golgi membrane
Molecular function (GO): UDP-galactose transmembrane transporter activity
Source: RefSeq, a predicted model, not a curated record
ACAUAUCCACAUCACGGACAGAGGACACUCGGUAUGGACAGACUUCAAUUACCAUAGGUGACUUAUUCCUGUAGCGCCGUCGGCGUGACGUGAGGGGAGAGGUGCAUCACCGAACAUUCUCCAGUUGUUCAGCUCAGCCGACAAGAGUCCAGCUCUUUGCCAGCGUAUGAAAGCGAAGAGAUGUCUCCGUCACCUGCGGUUACCCCACCGACAAAGCUGAAGUACAUCUCCCUGGGGGUCCUCGUGCUGCAGAACACGACGCUGGUGCUGACCAUGCGCUAUUCUCGCACUCUCAAGGAAGACGGCCCGCGCUACCUGGCCUCAUCCGCAGUGGUGUCGGCCGAGAUGUUUAAGAUACUGGCCUGCAUUUUUCUCAUCUUCAGGGACCAUAAAUUUAGCUGGAGGGCUUUGAAUCAUGUGUUGAGGGAGGAGAUCGUGAACAAGCCCAAAGAAACCCUCAAGCUCGCAAUUCCAUCUGGCAUCUACACAUUCCAAAAUAACUUGCUCUACGUCGCCCUCUCCAACCUGGACGCUGCCACUUACCAGGUAACCUAUCAGCUGAAGAUCUUGACCACAGCGCUGUUCUCCAUGUCCAUGCUAGGGAAGAGACUGGGGAUCUACCAGUGGCUUUCUCUGCUCGUCCUGAUGGCUGGGAUUGUUCUUGUCCAGUGGCCAGCCGAGGCACCAGGAACUCCCGAGCAAACAGAGGCCUCGUCCAGCUCCCAGCUGGUUGGAGUGUUGGCUGUUCUGGCCGCGUGCUGCUCCAGUGGCUUUGCUGGUGUUUACUUUGAGAAAAUUCUCAAGGAGACCACACAAAGUGUAUGGAUCCGGAACAUCCAGUUGGGUUUAUCCGGGCUCAUCUUUGGUCUGAUGGUCAUGUUUGUUCAUGAUGGAGAGGCUGUCAGAGAGUCCAGUAUGUUCCGGGGAUACAACAGACUCACAUGGACAGUUGUUCUGUUACAGGCUUUUGGUGGUUUGGUCAUUGCAACUGUAAUCAAAUAUGCAGACAACAUUUUGAAGAGCUUUGCCGCACCGUUCUCAAUAAUUUUGUCCUGUUUCAUCUCUUACCUCUGGCUCGCGGACUUUGAUCCUACCAGUUUGUUCUUCCUUGGCACGGUGCUGGUCAUCGCCGCCACGGUUCUGUACGGAUACGGGGAAAGGCUGAAGGCAGCUGGGAGCUCACAGAGUGUGUAAAGAGGCCAGGCACCGCCGCACAGGAGGAAGUGGAACACAGCGAGGGUCCGCAGCAGGGAGGGGAGACCAGGGUUCCAACAACGGGUGGAGAAGAGACGAUGAGAUGAAAUGAAACGGCAUCGGGUUGCACAUCAGUGGGACAGGCCGUUUGAGUGAACAAAGAGACGAUGGAAAAAUGCACUAACAAGAGGAGACAGUUCGCCUCUGCAUCGAGGUCUCAGUGCUCAAUGCUCUACAACUGAUCGUUGGUAAUCAUGCAUCUGAUGGCGCACACAACAAACAGUCAGUCAGGUCAGGAAGCUGAGCUCUGAGGAGCUUGGACAUGUUUACUGGGACGAGGCGAUGCUGGGGCAGUAUGGGAUUGUUCUCAGUAGAAUUUCUGUUACAAGAGUAUAGCCUGAGGGCUCAAUGGAUGGAUGGAUAUCUAUGUACUGUACAAUGGAGUCUCUACAGCAUUUGAAGAGAGAAAUGAUGAUCAAUAAAGCUCAUGCAUACAAAUCUCAAGUGUUAAGCUGAAGCUCCUCCAUUGAAGCGUACAGCAUUUAUUUCAGAAGCACAAUUCUAUGUGGUCAUUACGAUUACAUUGGUAUUUUGGCUGCGAGUGACCACAAUUA